Messenger RNA from Topomyia yanbarensis, 2543 nucleotides. RefSeq names its product ecdysone-induced protein 74EF-like. The record is from RefSeq and is a predicted model, not a curated record. The annotation marks the transcript as partial. The transcript has 2 exons. NCBI's taxonomy places the organism in Eukaryota, Metazoa, Arthropoda, Insecta, Diptera, Culicidae.
AUAUCUUUUGAAUGAAAGAUAAAUUGCUGAAUUCGGUUGAUUUGUCUGCUACUAUUCGAUUUUGCUUUAGUGACACCAAUUCUGAGACUAUAAAAGCAAUAAGUGUAUCGUGUUACUUUCAACAGAAGUCAACACAACAAGAAGAGGUUUUUGUGCUUGGAGAAUCCUGUCCUAGACCUAAACUAUAAUUAAAAGAAACUAUCUCCAAAUUCCAUUGCAUAUGACAUCUUUAAUCAAUCCAUAUAAUUCAUCAACAAAAACUAUAUAUUACUUGGAUUGUGCAAAUAUAAAUUUUAGUAAUGCUAUUGACUGGGACUAUUACCGUACAUUUGAGUACCAACUAUUAUUGAUAUUUAUAAACCGUAGUUUUUAUAUUUAGUUUGUUCUGAUCCGCUAGAGCAGUGCUGCCAUAGAUAAAAGUCAAAGGAUUCUUUUGGAGUUGACGAUCAUAUUCCAAAUAUCACUACAAAUAAACAGCAGAAACAAGCUUUUUGAUUCCAUAUUAACUUUUGAAGAAGGUUAAUAAGAUUUGUGAACAAACUUUUGUUUUGUUUAUUUCUCUUAAUUUGCUCUAAUUUCCACGCAGAAAACAUUUGAAAUUGUUUCUACGAAGGGUAAAGAUGUGGAUUAAUGUGUAUUUCUCAUGGAAUUCAACUUGGCAGCAGAAUAUUGAGCGAAACAAGUUUGCUUACAAAAAUUCCUUUAGCCCUUUUGAAGAAUUCAUAUUGAAUUAGAAGUGAUGCAAAGUUGGCUUUAGAGGAAUUAAAAUCCAGCAACGUUAUCGAAAGUUCAAACUCUUGUGGCUGAGAAGAUAUGAUAGUAUUGGGUAUUUGAAAUUAUUUUUUUAGCUUUAAAAGAGCUUCAAUUUCCCGACAUUUUCCAUGUUCCUGUGAUUCUGGAUACAUCGUGCACUGUACAGUAAAUAACAAUAUAUACAUGAACCUCAAGCACGGUUUUGUGUGAUAUGCAAUUGAAAGUUCAUCUUGAACUAAUCUAAUUUGCUGACAGAUAAGUAACCUAGUAAUCUAGCAUGAAAAUGAGAUUAUUAAAAUAUAGGCUAUUGCAAAAUCGACACCUACCAACUCGUUCAACAACGUUGUUGGUAUAGAGAUAAUGAUUGGAAUAUGCAGAUAACUUUUAUACGGACAGCAAAUAGAAUUUUGAAGAUUAUCACACAAAAAUGUCCCCAAAUGUAAACUAUUGAGAUAUUCGACGUUUAAAAUACGCACACUGAAAUCUCGCAUUUUUAUACUACCGCCCUCCCCGCAGGUCCAGAAGCGGUUUGUUUGCCUCCCAAUUCGCCGUGUAAAAGUUUUGUUUUCCUUCCAUUUUAAACGUCAAAGCAGCACAAUACCAACCCUGCUGGAUAAGUCUAUAGACAACAAUGUACACUAUGACUCUUUUGCAUUGUUCCCUAGAACAGCAGCGUCAAAUAUAUUCAUGUAAACAGUACUGUUCAGAAAAGUGGGGUUAACUUCUUCAGUAACCCUAAUGCUAGGUUGGUGCAAAACCUCAUUGAGACAGACAGCAGUUUAAGUUUCAUGGCCUACCAAGAAAAUCUCCGAAGGUCGCAUAAAAACAGUAUGUAUAUAAACUCUGCUUGAGAAACCGUUGCACUAGACAGGAUAUUGAUAUCUGGAAUUACACACCUAAAAUUUAUCAUAAAACAUUCGAUUCUUUUCUCGAAAGAAUGGAAGAAUGUUUGGUUUCCUAUUGUUUUUCUCAACACAUUGAUACCCUUUCGUUAUUCCUUUUCCCAACCCCAAAAACACCCAGUCAAAUCAUUGACAACGAAACCGCCAUCCUACCGACUGAUUGAAAUAAUCCAAAACCAUGUUUUCUGCUUUGUUUCAUCUCUUCCCGCUCUAACGUAACGAUCUUAUUUCUGUCGCAAACCAACUGUACUAUUAAUAUUAUCGAAAAACACACGCAAACAGUUUGCUCCACGAUGCUCCCGCACGCGACCUCCGGCACUGGUGCCGAUGUGGACGAUGACGGUUUCCUGGAGAACAUCUUCCAUCUGCAGUCGAUGGAGAAGUUCAAAAACUCACACCGCCUUCUCAAGCUGACAAGCUCACUACCUCCAAGUCCAGCGGACAGCGGUGUCUCCGAUGUGGACAGCUCAAGCAGUGGCGGCCAGCCUGCCUGCAGCGAUGAACUCAAGGCCCGCCUCGGAGCGUCAAUCCAGACCAACAACAACAACAACAACGGCAGCAGCAGUAGCAGUAGUCAUCCGGGCAGUUCCAGCACCAACGGCAGCAACGUAUUACUACCGGGCGCCGGUGGAGGAGGCGGCGGUGGCGGUGGUGUUGGUGGUGGAGGACUUCCCUCGAUUAAUGCGUCAUCCUCAUCACCUACGUCCGGCUCGUCGCUUCCCUCUUCGGUGGCUCUCUCGGCGGCAGCAGCGGCAGCGGCCGCCACCCAGCAACAUCUGCAGCAGCAAGCACAAGCCCACUUACCGCCGGGAACGUUCCUCCGGCCGAACUUCUACCAUCACAGCUCACCGCCGCUCAGGAAUAUCUGGAACCAGCGGAGUGUACCCC